AAGUUAGGUUAGUUGCAUUUUUGCAUUUUGCAAACAUGUCGAAUUCACAUUUGUAUAUGAAAUCGGGCUAUUUAAGUGCUCAUUUAGGCAAUGGAAUUACUCGUUAUGUUUGUCAAUUAAAAAGAGUUACUCUAAAGUUUUGUAAAAAUCAUGGAUGUAGUCGCGGCUUGCGUGAUUUUAUAGAACAUGAUUUAAUUGAUUAUGCAAGAAGUAAUACAGGAACUGUCGUUUAUCUAAAACCCAGGAGACAUCGUUCUCCUAUUAUAGUUGCAGAAUAUCUCGAUGGAAGUAAACACUGGAUUGCUUGUAAUAAUUUUCAACGAGAAGAAGUUAUAAAGUGGAUGGAACUUUUGAAAACACAAGCACGCGAUGGUACGGCAAAAAGAUUACGAAGACUUUGGCACACGGAUUUUCCUUCGAUUCAAGGACCUUGGACUCCAUUCACCUUUAAAGAUCCUGCUUUAAAUUUGUCCGAAUAUCCUGAUACUGAAUUGGGGGCAGCUGUAAAACUCGAGGAGACAGCAACAGAGAAACUUAUCGAAUUAUUCAAAGCUCAAAAAUUAUCCGAGCAAUCAAAAAAUAAUGAUCCUAAUGCGUAGAUUUUAAUUUAGAAGACUUUAUAAGAAAAAUUUUGUUAAAUAAAAAACUAAAACAUUUUAGAAACUAUA
This is a messenger RNA of Leptopilina heterotoma, 668 nucleotides long. It is a transcript of the gene mRpL43, whose product is annotated as 39S ribosomal protein L43, mitochondrial. The transcript is spliced from 4 exons. Gene Ontology annotation, cellular component: mitochondrial large ribosomal subunit. Lineage: Eukaryota; Metazoa; Arthropoda; Insecta; Hymenoptera; Figitidae. Gene Ontology annotation, molecular function: structural constituent of ribosome. Gene Ontology annotation, biological process: mitochondrial translation. Bases 36 to 599 code for a protein of 187 amino acids. The record is from RefSeq and is a predicted model, not a curated record.